AACAACACAAUCAACAACACAAACAACAAUAGAAACAACACAAACAACAAUAGAAACAACACAAACAACAAUAGAAACAACACAAUCAACAACACAAACAACACAAAUGACAACAGAACCAACACAAUCAACAACACAAAUGACAACAGAACCAACACAAUCAACAACACAAACAACAAUAGAAACAACACAAUCAACAACACAAACAACACAAAUGACAACAGAACCAACAACAGAACCAACAGCACAAACUUCAACACAAUCAACAACACAAACACAACCAAUUACAGAAACAACAUCACAACCAACAACACAAUCAAUAUCAGAAGCAAAUACUAUUUCCCAUCCUUUCACGACAAGAACAGAACAAACAUCGCAACCAUUAGAACUGACUUCACAGAUGGAAUCCUUACUUAACAAUACUUUGACAGAAAGUACAACAGCUCAAAUGGAAACAACGAACACUAUACCAUCAAUGACUACGAGUUCCACCAUAGAAUCAACCAUGAAUACUAACAUGGCUGAGUCCACAGUAAAGAUAAAUCUUACUUUAUCUACUUCAGCACCUAUCACCACAACUGUGGAACAGAAAUAUGCUACAAAACUAAAUGCCAUAUACCUCAUUACGACAAAACCACAAAC
This is a messenger RNA of Owenia fusiformis, 642 nucleotides long. The record is from the annotation of a GenBank genome assembly. NCBI's taxonomy places the organism in Eukaryota, Metazoa, Annelida, Polychaeta, Sabellida, Oweniidae.